AAGACAGACAGACAGACAGAAGAAGGCGAGCUGACACAUAGACACGACCUGUGCUGGAUUGUUGUUGUUUUUUCGCCCUUUUUUCUGUGAUGAUGUAUAGCAGUGGGAUAUUUGUGAUUAUUUUUAUGACAUGCCAGAUGCUCGGAUCUCAGAGCCAGGAGUGUAUGAGCAGGCAGGAGGUCCAGAGCACUCUACAAUACGUCCAUAAGCUGCUCUCAGCGCACGAGACCUCCUUCUUACAAAGUGUACGCAGCCUGCGCAAGAAACUCAACCUGAUGCACAACGGCACAGUCAAACACAGCAGCAGCAGUAACACGGGCAAGAACAGCACAUCUAUGUGUCUGCCUCCAAACCCGCCAGCCAAUGGAAGGAUGCUGGGCCAAGUGUUCAAAGUGGGCCAUGAGGUUCACUUCCUCUGUAACUCUGGUUUCCAGCUGUCAGGGCCAGAGACUAGGGAGUGUCUGGAUUCCCUCAGCUGGAGUGGAGAAGAGCCAACUUGCAAGAUGGAAGAUGCUGGCACACACAAUAUCGCUACCUCCUCCAUGCCCACAUCUACCUCACCAUCUUCUCCACCUCCAGCCUCGGCCUAUGUCCGUCGCUCUCACUGCAUCGAGCUAGAAGGCUCCAUGCAGUGUACAUGUGAGCAAGGCUACAGCAUCUCCAGCCAGGACAGAGGCUUGUGUACAGACAUUGAUGAAUGUGAGCUUUUCCGUAUGACCCAAACUGGUCGUCUAUGUAUGCACACGUGUAUCAACACGGCUGGGAGCUACUACUGCCAAUGUCCCACUGGUUACAGCGUCAACAAAGACAACAGGAGCUGUCAGGAUGUUAAUGAGUGUGAGAGAGGAACUCACAACUGUACCAAAGAGCAGGAGUGCGUGAACACUUUCGGAGGUUACAGAUGCAUGGUAGUCGAAUGCCCUCGCUUUCGCAAUGCUUCCUACAUCAAGACCUCACCUUUGCAAUGUGAGCGUAACCCAUGCGUUCAGAGGAACAAAGCUUGUCUCCAAGCACCGGUCUCCAUCAGCUUUCACUUCAUGUCAGUGGUGUCGAACAUGAGCACUCCCCGUGUUUUGUUCCGGGUGUCAGCGGCCCGAGUGGUAGGAAACACCCUGCGCUUCGCACUGCUGGGAAAUCGAGGAGAAAGACAUUUCACUGUUCAGCGUGCAAGCAGACAGAGCGGCGAGCUGCUGCUGGUGGAGCCGGUGCAAGGCCCUGCCACACUGGAGGCUGAGGUGGAGAUGAGCGAGUUGGAGAGGAGAACACUGCUGGGACGAUAUCUAACAAAGGUUACACUCUUCGUUUCUCCAUACAGCUUCUAAAAGGCAGAGUGAGGAGCCAACAGACUGGAAAAUUUACUUUAUUUCUUGUCUUACGAACUGAAAUAAGGUGCAAGAGAUUUGCAGAUAGGCAAAUCAAAAAUUUAUAAUUAUUAUUUAAGCCUAUUACAUCCAUUAAGCUUAUUUUGUUUUUACAGCCUUUUAUAUAUUCAAUGUGAUUUAUUUCCUAAU
Molecule: messenger RNA, 1511 nt
Organism: Clarias gariepinus (North African catfish)
Lineage: Eukaryota; Metazoa; Chordata; Actinopteri; Siluriformes; Clariidae
Product: fibulin-7-like
Exons: 7
Coding region: 90-1322 (410 amino acids)
Molecular function (GO): calcium ion binding
Source: RefSeq, a predicted model, not a curated record